This is a messenger RNA of Drosophila nasuta, 682 nucleotides long. It is a transcript of the gene RpL24, whose product is annotated as ribosomal protein L24. The transcript has 3 exons. Gene Ontology annotation, cellular component: cytosolic large ribosomal subunit. Gene Ontology annotation, molecular function: mRNA binding; structural constituent of ribosome. Lineage: Eukaryota; Metazoa; Arthropoda; Insecta; Diptera; Drosophilidae. The record is from RefSeq and is a predicted model, not a curated record. Gene Ontology annotation, biological process: cytoplasmic translation. The coding region runs from base 73 to 540 and encodes 155 amino acids.
AGCUGUUCGAAAGUGACAGCGCCUGUCAAAUAUCGCGUCCACUUCCGUUUCUUUUCACUUUUGACCAGCAAGAUGAAAAUCGGUUUGUGUGCAUUCAGUGGGUACAAAAUUUACCCGGGCCAUGGCAAGACCAUGGUCAAAGUUGAUGGCAAGACCUUCACCUUCCUGGACAAGAAGUGCGAGCGCUCCUAUCUGAUGAAGCGUAAUCCCCGUAAGGUCACCUGGACUGUGCUGUACCGUCGUAAGCACCGUAAGGGUAUCGAGGAGGAGGCCUCCAAGAAGCGCACCCGUCGCACACAGAAAUUCCAGCGCGCCAUUGUUGGUGCCUCGCUGGCGGAAAUCAUGGCCAAGCGUAACAUGAAGCCCGAGGUGCGCAAGGCACAGCGCGAUCAGGCCAUCAAGGUGGCAAAGGAACAGAAGCGCGCCGUUAAGGCCGCCAAGAAGGCUGCUGCCCCCGCUCCCGCCAAGAAGUCCGCGCCCAAACAGAAGGCCACCAAGGUGACGCAGAAGUCUGCGCCUCGCGUCGGUGGAAAGCGGUAAACAACAACAACAACCACCACAACAACAACAGCAGCAGCAACAACAUCAAGCAGUCUGUUAGUUUUACCGGUUGUUGCGACGGAGAGCAAAGUGAAGUGCUACGGUUUUACAACAACAAACAUCAUUUAAGAAACAACAAAAA